GAAUAAUCCACAGUAGAGGUAGAGACAGUGACAUCAGAGGCAGAAUGGUAUUCACCUGUUAAAGGAACGUCACAGAAUUGAAUUAGAUACUUUCGAACGAGCCUGAUGUUGUUUUCUAUGGUUUCAAGAUGUCGGCCGGGAGAUCGAGAAAUGUCGCCAAAGGCGGAAUGAUGAACUCACAAACGCCACAAUUAAGCGGCGAAACUCAACAGUUAUUAAAAGUUAUGAUGCAGGAGUCCAAACUGAACAGCUUCCAACAAAAACAGUUACAAAAAGCUAUGAAAGAGGGAGGUCCUUUACCAAUGAGGUGCCAUCCAUCUACAAGUAAAAUAGCAGCUGCACCAGCACCACCAAAACCCAAGAGUCACCGGGUUGACCCCAAAUGUCACAAUGGUGGGCUACGAAUGAAGGAAGAUAUUGAACAAUCAGGAGCAUAUGAAAGGCAACAAUACCGACCAAGUCCACAAAAGUCAAUGGCUAAAGAGAAAAGCAAGCUGCAGAAUAUCAUGACAUACGGUGAAGACCAGAAGCCUAUGACUGAGGAGAGAAGGAGGCAGAUCCUUAGGAUCCCAACACCGGAACCAGAGAAGGAUAGAUUUGAUGAGUUGGAAGCUGAGAUCAAGGAUCGAGCUGAAUUUCUUGAAGACAUGACACGUCUGGGAAAAGACAAGGAGUAUAAGACCAUCAUAGCCACAGAAAUAUCACAGAAACUACGUGAAAUGGAAGUCAUAGACAAGAAGAGGACGGCACAACUCCAAAAAGCUAUCGAAGUCAAACAAAAAGAAUCUGCAACUUCUUUACCGACGGAGGAAGGCGAUUGUAAAUGAUAGCAGUGCAGAUACAGUGUAUAUAGCCUUUGUAUUAAAAACAAAAUAUUAAAUGUAAUUUAGGCGAGGAGCUGUUUGAGAAAACAGUGUGUUUUGUUUUGAUAUGUUCCAAAAUCAUGAGCAAGUUCGUGUGCACAGUUUUUAGUUGAUCCGUAAGUGACCACUGGCUAGCAAGGAACAGGCACAGUGACGUACUCAUGUGAAGGACUCGUUUGGAAGACUAGUCAUCCGUAGGUGUACCACAGUAUUCAACACUUCACUUCCAUUGCUGUCUACCUUUUUGCUAUAGUGUCACUGGUUCCCUUCUGCGAUUGAUUUACACAUGUUAGCAUGGAACACGUUUAAAUUGGGACCACAGAUAAAACCAUAGCUUUUAGGCUGGUUCCAAAUGGUCCACUACAGUAAUCAACCAAUGGUCAACCAGCCUGGGCUCAACACACCUUCGGCGAUGCUCAAUGUUAUAGGAUUAAACUUUUACAUUCCAAGGAUGCCAUUCUUGUUGAAGUUUGUGGCCCACCUUCGCGUUAGUACAAAAAGUUUGUAAUAGACCAGACAAGUCUAACGUAUAUUUGAACACUGGGGCUUCGUAAAAUGCAUGAGUUUCUGUCCUUUAAAGCAAUUUACGUUUGUUUUUUUAAUUGUUUGUUUGUUUGUUUGUUUGUUUGUUUGUUUGUUUGUUUGUUUGUUUGUUUGUUUGUUAGUUAGUUUAGAUGAACUUCCCAUCAAGGGAACUCGGCAAACUCACACAAGGGGAUAAUAAACACCAUGCUGGCAACGGCCAAUCUCUCUCAUACAAACAUUGGUUUAACAUCUAUGAUUAUUAAUAUUAUUAUUAUUAACUAGACGACAAUAGUCAUUGUACACAGUCAAAACCACCAUAUAAAUUAUUGUAUUGGUAAUGAGUCAACAACUUUGUACUAUAUUUAUUACUAAGUGGAAUAAAUCA
This is a messenger RNA of Asterias rubens (European starfish), 1773 nucleotides long. Its product is annotated as UPF0193 protein EVG1 homolog. The transcript is spliced from 7 exons. Lineage: Eukaryota; Metazoa; Echinodermata; Asteroidea; Forcipulatida; Asteriidae. The coding region runs from base 129 to 827 and encodes 232 amino acids. The record is from RefSeq and is a predicted model, not a curated record.